Messenger RNA from Ixodes scapularis (black-legged tick), 1152 nucleotides. RefSeq names its product lachesin. Gene Ontology annotation, cellular component: neuron projection. NCBI's taxonomy places the organism in Eukaryota, Metazoa, Arthropoda, Arachnida, Ixodida, Ixodidae. The coding region runs from base 16 to 1152 and encodes 378 amino acids. The transcript is spliced from 8 exons. The record is from RefSeq and is a predicted model, not a curated record.
GUGGCGUGGAUCAAGAUGGACACGGAGACGUUGCUCACGUACCACCGGCACAUCAUCGUGGGCGAGCCGCGGCUGCGCGUAAGCGACAAUAACGAGCGCCAGUGGCUGCUGCACAUCCGCAACGCCCAGCCCUCGGACAAGGGCUUCUACAUGUGCCAGAUCAACACCGAGCCCAUGAUCACCGAGGUCGGCUUCCUCGACGUCCUAGUUCCACCGUCUAUUCUGGAAGAGGGGACGAGCUCCGACUCGACGGUAGACGAAGGCUCGAGGGUGGGCCUGCGCUGUCGAGCGCAGGGGUACCCGCCACCGUCCAUCUUGUGGAGAAGAGAGGACGGCCGAGAGAUCAACCUGGAGCGCUACAGCGGUCGCAAGAGCACCGCCAUGACGGUGGAGGGAGAGUUCCUGAACAUCAGCCAGGUGAACCGGGAAGACAUGGGCGCCUACCUGUGCAUUGCCAAGAACGGAGUACCACCGUCGGUCAGCCAGAGGAUAUUGCUUCAAGUCAACUUCCGGCCCAAGAUCCGCGUCUCGGAGCAGCUGGUGGGCGCUGCCGUGGGCAGCUCGGUGUUCCUCGAGUGCGUGGUCGAGGCGUCGCCGAGGCCGCUCACGUCCUGGAUUCGCAGCGACGGCCAGAUCCUGCUCGAGAGCAGGAAAUACCGCGUCGCCGAGGAGGCCGACUCCUAUCGGAUCCGCAUGCGGCUCCAGAUCACGGACCUCAACAAGGCAGACUACGGACACUACAAGUGCCACGCCAAGAACACCUUCGGCGAGAAGGAGGGCUUCAUCAGGCUACACGAUAUUCCCCACCCAACAACGCUUGCCAGGCCGACCGCCGCGGCAGAAACAGUGGUUCCCAAAACCAGACAGUCAGGGCGAGACGAUCCCCUGCGGUUACGGGCGCAGGCGGACCUGUCCGUGCCGGCGACCAAAUCGUUCCUAGACGAGAAAAGCCAAGAUUCCGUACAGCAGGGUAUAGGGCUGCCCUCCAAUGAAAAAAGUCGAUCUGGCAACCACAUGCUUGACCGCGUCCAUUUUGAACCAUCAGGAAGGAAUAGGGCAUCAUCCUCCAACUCGUCCAGAAGCGCAAGCUCGAAUUCGACGCACGUCCUUUUUUGGUGUGCAGUGUUGUAUUGCGUCUCCAGGUUGCUGUAG